UGUCUGAAUACAAUACAGAAAGAAAAAAAAAUAGAAACUAGUUUUCAUUUUUGUUUGUUCAACACACAAUUCGUUUGCCAUUCGAUGCCUCAAUCUGCGGCUAUAAAAGGCUACAGACUGCGACGUCUGCCACAUCGUCGCUUUCUUGUGCGCCACAUGCUGUUGAACAUUUUGCAAUUGUUGCUGCAAUCGAAGCGUCCGAUGCGCGACAUUGAAAUCAUCUCAUCGCUCUGUCGUCAAUAUGAACGCUUCGAUCCCGCAUUUCAACAUCAGGUGCGCAUCAAUCUGUUGGAUGCCGUUGACUAUGGCCUGGUGAAGCGAUACCAAUUGGAUGUGUUCGCGUUGCGUGCGAAGCGUUUUGCCCAGAUCAUCGAGCAACUCAAAUUUCCAUAAAAUGUGAACUCAAAUCAACAAAUACAACAAUAUUAUGUA
This is a messenger RNA of Drosophila albomicans, 432 nucleotides long. RefSeq lists its product as uncharacterized. Bases 85 to 393 code for a protein of 102 amino acids. Lineage: Eukaryota; Metazoa; Arthropoda; Insecta; Diptera; Drosophilidae. The record is from RefSeq and is a predicted model, not a curated record. The transcript has a single exon.